Messenger RNA from Capronia coronata CBS 617.96, 930 nucleotides. RefSeq lists its product as uncharacterized. The transcript has 2 exons. Gene Ontology annotation, molecular function: methyltransferase activity. The coding region runs from base 1 to 930 and encodes 309 amino acids. Lineage: Eukaryota; Fungi; Ascomycota; Eurotiomycetes; Chaetothyriales; Herpotrichiellaceae. The record is from RefSeq and is a predicted model, not a curated record.
AUGGCUACCACUGGCAUCGCGCACGACAGCGACGCGGAUUCCGCAUACGGAGACAGCCUCUUUAGCGAAACGACGUCUCUCUCGUCCAGCGUGUUUGAGUAUCAAUACGAGAACGGACGGCGGUACCACUCGUUCCGCGCCGGCAAGUAUUUUGCGCCCAACGACGAACGGGAGCAGGAACGGCUGGAUCUUCUGCACCAUGUGCAGUCGAUCGUGCUGGGCGGCGAACUGCACAAGGCGCCAGUGGACAAUCCGGCGCGCAUCCUCGACAUCGGGACUGGCACCGGCAUCUGGGCUAUCGACAUCGCCGACAAAUUCCCCAUGGCCGAAGUCAUCGCCACGGACCUGUCGCCCAUCCAGCCGUCGUGGGUGCCGCCGAACCUGCAGUUCCUGGUCGACGACUGUGAGGCCGACUGGACCUUCACGCAGCAGUUCGACUGGAUCCGCAUCGGAAACAUGGGCGGCUCCAUCGCCGACUGGCCCCGACUGUUCCAGCAGUGCAUGGACAACCUCAAGCCGGGCGGCUGGCUGGAAGUCAUGGACUUUGAGGCCUGGGGGUCCACGGACGAUAAUACCCUGCCGGAAGACAGUUCCUACCAUCGAUGGCAGGUCGAGCUCAGCAACGCGUCCAACAAGUUUGGGCGGGUCAUGAAUGUCAUCCCGCACAUCAAAGAUAUGGUGGUCGCCGCCGGAUUCCAGGAUGUCAACGAGGAGAUUUACAAGGUCCCGCUGUCGCCGUGGCCUAAAGAUAAACGAUUCAAAGAACUAGCCAUGUACAUGAACCUCACCAUGACGGAGGCCGCGCCCGCGUACAGUCUGGCUCUCUUCACCCGCGUUCUCGGCUGGGAAAAGGAAGAGGUCGAGGUUCUCAUGAGUGGGGUCAGAAACGAUUUGAGGAAUUUGAAGUAUCACUUGUAUACACGAUUGUGA